AUGUCUUAUGAAGAUGUUGCUUUCAAGUACAAAAGCAGGAAGCUCUCACUCCGAACUGACUCAGCACACCCAUCUAGCAAAAGCCGGAACAAGGACGAAUGGGCAAGUCAGAAAACUCAUGGUCAAGUCAAAGCAUACCGUCCAAAAGAGAAUUUGAAACAGGAUACAAUAGACACCAAACCAUUGAACGGGGACUUCGAUAAAAGUGAUAAAGCUGAAUGCUCGAGAAAGAAAAUCUGGACUUGCCAGGUAUGA
Caenorhabditis remanei is the source of this 255-nucleotide messenger RNA. RefSeq lists its product as uncharacterized. The record is from RefSeq and is a predicted model, not a curated record. Bases 1 to 255 code for a protein of 84 amino acids. Lineage: Eukaryota; Metazoa; Nematoda; Chromadorea; Rhabditida; Rhabditidae. The transcript is spliced from 4 exons.